This is a messenger RNA of Acanthaster planci (crown-of-thorns starfish), 7071 nucleotides long. RefSeq names its product phosphatidylinositol 3-kinase regulatory subunit alpha-like. Gene Ontology annotation, molecular function: protein binding; GTPase activator activity. Gene Ontology annotation, biological process: signal transduction; regulation of GTPase activity. The record is from RefSeq and is a predicted model, not a curated record. Lineage: Eukaryota; Metazoa; Echinodermata; Asteroidea; Valvatida; Acanthasteridae.
CUUGGUGUUGCACGAAGUCCAUGCAAAAGUUCCGCUUCCUGCCCGAGAGGGUUAGGUUUUUUAGUCUAAGUUUUCACCUCAUCUGAGCUUACAGACCUCAAACUUAAGAGGAUAAGAUGCAGGAGAUGUCCGGAGGAUCCUACCUUUUCCUUUGAAUCGUUCUGCUUUGUCCGAUGAAUGGGCUGAUGCUGGACGAAUGACAGCUGAAAAAAACAGCGUUACUGCUUAUUAAAGGACUGGAUCACCAUUUCUACGGCCUCAUUUAUAUCAAAGUUCCUACUGCAGGGGUAAACCUCUUCUAAAGCACGUGUGUGGUUAAGGUAGCUUCUGUCAUCACUACACAUCCCCCCCCCAAUAAAAGUUAUGAUUAAAAUGCCGUGUAGACUGCGCAUACUGAGGGCAAGGUAAUAAGGGAUUGCCCUGAAAAAGGUGCAGAGUUUGAAUUUGGACAUUAGCAUUAGAUGACAGUCUGUCACAAUGGAUGAGCGAGUGACUUACGUGGCCAUGUAUGCUUUCGAGAAGAAGGCUCCCCAGGACAUCGAGAUGAGGAUGGGGGAUAUCAUGACAGUGGUGAACCCCACCAAGCUGCCCUACUUCCAGGGGACGCGGGAGGAGCCCAAGGGGUGGCUGGAGGGCGUCAACGAACGUACACAGGAGAGCGGCAGCUUCCCGGGUACUUUUGUUAAGUAUGUGGAAACAAGGCACCCACCAGGCUUAAAUUACCUCCAAGUUGAUCCAGGACGACAAGACCCCAGGACCUCUCCUAAAACAAGCCCUUUGCUCAGUGAGAAAAGGCAACACCAGCCCAAAUCUAUUCACCUCAGUGCAUCGACUGCGUCCCAUGUCCAAUCCACUAUGGCCCCGUCCCCUCUCGCCCGCAAGAAGAGGUUAUCAGGGUUGUUGCAAGCACAGUUUGAAAGGCAGAUUCGGACUCGCUCAACUGGCUCCCCAGAAGGCCAUGUGCUCUUUGACAAAGGUUUAGUCACUCCCAUGUUGUGUCAGCAUUGCAACGACUACAUCUGGGGUUCCGGGAAGAUAGCCUCGCAAUGCCAAGACUGCAACUUUGUGUAUCACAAGAUGUGUGGGCUGUAUGCUGCCAAUGUCGAAUGUGACAAGCAGCGCAGUGGCUACAUACAGACUACUAGAGACAUGCCUGUCUCCAAGUGGUCGAUAGAGGAUGUCUUAAAUUGGAUGGCGGUCACACAUCUCUACCGCUACGCCGAUCUCUUCAGGAAACAUCAAAUUGAUGGACAGCAGCUGAUCAACAUCAAUCAAGAGUCACUAGACGGAAUCGGAAUUAAAGAUGACUUCAACCAGCAGUGUAUCUUGUACACUCGUAAUGAGUUGGUCUACGCAGAGUCCAGACAGCAGGGCCACAGGCAGGAGCUGUCAUUCCAAGAAGCUGUGUAUCCGGCCAAAAUGCACACUCUCCGAGAAGUCACGUUCUCCACGUUACAGUGGUGCGGCAAAUGCGGGAAAUUCAUGUACGGAAUGACUCAUCAAGGCCUCCAGUGUGCAGUCUGUUAUCUGGUGUGUCACCGAACCUGCGCUGCCACCGGACUACCAAAGUGUGAAGCAAACCAAAGACUUUCCAGUGUUGAAAAUGUGUCAGGGAGCAUUUUUGGCAUGGAUUUACGGGAGCAGUUUUCGCAUCCUCAGCCAGCACCAACGGUGGUCAUGAAAUGCAUUGAAGCCAUUGAAAGCCAUCACGGUUUGGAGCAGCAAGGUUUGUACCGUCUCCACUGUUCCAUGGCAGAAAUUAAUGAGGUGCGGAACCAACUUGCUGCGAAUCCGGACGCCGUGGAUCUGUCCCGGGUCACCAAUGUCCAUUGUCUCACUGGAGUGUUGAAAUGUUACCUCCGGGAGCUGCCUAAUCCUGUCAUAGAGUUUGAAAUGUACGACAACUUCAUGUCGGCCAAUCUGGAACAGAAGGAGAGUUUACGCAUCCACACAUUAUUGGAAUGCGUGGCACACAUGGAGAACCAUCAUCGCACCACCCUGGCCUACAUCAUGGCUCAUUUGUGUCGUAUCUGUCAACUGUCAGCCAUCAACAACAUCUUCCCUAAACAUCUGGCUUCUGUCUUUUGCCACAUGCUGUUACGGCCACCCCACAAAAAGAUCAUGCAUGUGAUUCAUAACACAGAGGCUCACAAGCGUCUGUUAGCGACAUUAAUAGAAGAAGGCGACUGGGGUGUGGGUCAGAAUGAAGAUGAUGACAGCCCACCAGAACCUCCACCACGACAGCCGAGCAGCGACUAUGUGAAUUCUGGAGUGAUGGAACCUAGAACGUUGGAGGAAGCAGAUUGGUAUUGGGGUGAUAUAUCAAAGGAGGACGUCAAUGAAAAGAUGAAGGACAUGCCUGAUGGAACGUUCCUCGUCCGAGAUGCCUCCAACAAACAGGAGACUGGUGACUUCACUCUAACUCUCAGGAAGGGCGGCAGUAAUAAACUCAUCAAGAUCUGUCAUCGCAACGGCCUGUAUGGUUUCUCAGAACCCUUGCGCUUCACAUCAGUGGUAGAAUUGAUCAAACACUACCGCCACGUGCCACUCGCUCAGUACAACGCCAAACUGGACAUCAAACUGACCAAUCCCGUCUCCAAGAAAGAUGCAUUUGUUGAGGACAUGCCUGAAAGCAACAUUGACAUAGUCAUCAACAAACUGAAGGAUAAGAACAAGGAAUAUCUUGAGAAGACACGGCAAUAUGACGAGUUGUACGAAGAAUACAGUAAAUCACUGCAGAACAUCCAGCAGAAGCGUCAGGCCCUGGAGGCAUUCAACGAGACGGUCAUCGUCUUCACCGAGCAGCAGGAACUCCAUGAGCGUUAUCACAAGGACUGUCUCCCCCAGGAACGUGAACAGCUGAUGGAGAACUUCCGGCUGCUACAGCAGCGGCUGGCUGAGAUUGUCGCCAUGCGCAAGGCCCUGGAGGAAGAGCUCAAGGCAGAGGUGGACGCCAACCGAGAACGAGACCGGACCAUGAACAGUAUCAAACCCCUCAUCCUCGACCUACGGAAGCUGAGAGACCAAUAUGUCAUGUGGCUAGGAGCUAAAGGAGUCAAGCAAGACAGGAUCAAUGCAUGGCUAAGCAUGGAAAACCUUGACAACGAGCACACGACCGACACCGACUCCCUGCCUCAUCAUAACGAAAGCCUGUGGCUCAUUCCAUCAAUGUCUCGGCCUGAGGCAGAGAAGCUACUGUGGGGAAAGGCCAAGGGGACAUUCCUCAUCCGAGAAAGUAGCCAACGAGGGGACUGGGCGUGCUCUAUUGUUGCUAAAGAUCACGGCGAGGUACGACAUUGUAAGAUCAACCACACCCAGACUGGCUAUGGCUUUGCUGAACCUUACAACCUCUACAGCUCCCUCAAGGAACUGGUCUUAGCUUACCAGCAGAAUCCGUUGACCCAACAUAACGAGGAACUGGACACGACAUUAGCAUACCCAGUGUAUGGUCCCCAACCGCCCCAGGAUGUCCGUCGGUGAUACUCAAGAGGUCAGAUAGGUUUGGGGUUUUUUAUUUUGUUGUUGAAAAAAAAAGCUGAGACUUUCAAGAGUCUUGUGGCUGAUUUUGAAAUGGAGCUUAACACCUUGGAAUGUGGAGAUUGGUUGCAAUAUCGGACAAUAGCAUUAAGAAUUUGAAUUAGCUUCGAGAGAGAAGCCUCUUUAAUAUUUUACUCAGAUAUCCAUUACUUCUGUUUACAAGUCCUCAAUGCUGAUGGUAUGGCCAUUCUGUUGGGAGUGAUGUCCGUCUGCUUCUAAACUUACAGAGGUUUAAGAGCUUGGGAGUUUUUUUAGACUUGUUUUGGAUGCCGUGAAAAUUAUAGCUUUCCCUCAACACUGCUGCAGUUGCAGCGCUGCAGAAGUUGAGGCACUCAACCAAAAUGUACAACACAAGCAUACCGUGUUGGUUUAACAGAAAUUUUAUCCAAUUUGUAGAAAUUAAAUUCCCUGCACUGUUCAGAGUGUGCUGACAAUCAUUCUUGAGUCUUGUUCCCAGAAUCAGUUAAGUGCUACACUAUACAAGUUGAGUAAUUCUGACCUACCGUCUUUUGGGGUCACUGCAUUGUACGUGUAGUUCUGUCAUUUGCAACAUGUAGUUGGUGUCAGAUCUGGGACAAUGGCCACUUUUUUGUGAGUGCACAGUUUCUUAUGUCCCUGGUCAAGAAUGCAGUUUUCUUGUAGCAAAAUCAUAAAAAUCUCUCAACCUCUUUGAGUGGACUGGAAACAUCUGUAUGAAUGUCUUUCUCUUAUUCCCUGUACUGGUUAGCCUCAGAAUAUGUAGGCAUUGUUGAGUUUUAAGAAAAUAAAAUGCAAUGUUUUUCUGUAUAGAUGUUAAAGUUAUUGUAAGUAGUCGGUUUAAUGGAAAAGAAAAAGCCCUGGGCUGUAUGGAAUUUGUAUCAAAAGAGUGCUUGGAUUAACACAAUGAAUGGAGUGCAUUUCAUGUUAAUUAAAGAAAACUAGUCCAAGAGAUGGAUUUGUAAAAUACGAUAUCAGAAGAUUUGCAGGAUCAUUGCAUCCCUGGCCAAAGAUAUUGUGUGUCUGGCAAAAUGUUUCCUCCCAGACUUAAAAUUAGUAGGAAUUAAGGGGUAGAUUUUCCCAGAAACACAAACCGUUUCUUGUCGUCCCAUUGAUCAUAAAUGUCAAGGGACCGGAAAAGGCAGAGGUUUGGCCACUUGAAAAUUCUGCAUUGUUUCUACUUUAUUAUUUUUGUACACAAAGCUGACUAUCAAUAUGUGCAUUCCAUGCUGAAUAAUAAGAAAACGUGUACAUGAAGAUACAAAUAUUCCAUUUUUUUUGUGACUAAAACCUCUUGGAUUGUACAGAUAAGGUUGCAAGAAUGGAUAAUAUUAACAAUAGACAUAUAUAUGUAUAUUUUUCUUUGCUUUACUAGCAUUAUGAAGUUUUUUGUAUGUAAUUUUUCCACUUUGUUCUUGUGUAUAUUGCUGUUGUAGGUGAAAUUGUAUAGAGGUCUCUAUCGAAGCUUACAAAUUACAAAAACGGUGCUCUCGAGAACGGUAUAAAAUACUUCAUUCUUGCUACCAAGAGUUACGUAUUUAGAUGCCCAUCAGGAAAUCUAGUUCUAAUUCUAAAUCAUUUGUUUUGGUUCCUGUGUAUUAAGAAAACAGAACACAGCCGGAGAGAGUAAAACUACCGUACUUUUUUUGUACUUUUCAUUUUUAUUUUUGUAUGUCCGCUCGAGUAUUUACUAAAAAGCAAAAAGAAGCGCUCUGUUACUAAGUCUUGAUUGUAUUUUGUUUAGGAUGUCAUCAAGGCCUUAGGUGUGUUACAUAACAUAAUCUGCCCACAGGUGGAACUUUUUUUCUGAAUCUAGGUAUUGGCUAGAAAAACUUUGUUUUCAAAUACAUGCAGGCCGUAAAUUCAAGAACAGAUUUGUAUAGACCAACAUCUAAUCUUAAAAGAAUAGAAUUGUCAUUGUUAGAAAACACAUUAACAUUUCUAAACAAGACUGGUUAGAAAGAAAGGGAACCAUUGUAAUGGCUGAGUUGUCUACUAGAACGGAACUGAAAUUUUUGUGGUUCUAGUGUUGAGCCACUCUAGCUGGUUACCAGUCGAAAUGUGUAAUUUAGUUUGCCUGCCACUGGUACUCUGAAGAGUUUUAAGGCUGAACAGUAUUUUGCAGGGAUAUCCAGAUCCAAGAUGAUUUUCUUUUUUCCAAUAUUGGCAAACGAUCUUAGCUGCUUGCAGGAAACGGUGGCUGUCAAGUAACCAAGAUUUUUGUGCAUUGCCAGAGUUUACACGCGUGCCACGCAUUCCAACAACUGUUCGAAUAUAUCAGUCGAAGUUCGACUGAUCCACUUUUCCAUGUAGCUUGAAGACAUUUCACAGCGGCGGCUUUUCUAUCAAAAAGAUCUUUCAAAAAUGGGGUUUUUUUUUAACGUGUAUUGAACUGAUGAUUGUAAAGACGUUUAUAGUAUUUAAAGACCAAACUGGUACUUUAAAGAAGCGCAGGGUUUCUUCUUUGUCUGCCUUAUGCUUCUAGAAAGCUCAGAGAAGUAACUAUGUUCCUAUUUUUGAGCAGAUCUAGACAGCAUUUUGGAAGAAUCCAUAGAUAUCUGUGACAAUAAAAAAACGGAUUUGGGGCCGUUGUUUUUGGGGGGGAUGAUGAUGUCCAUUCAGUUCAGCAGUACCAUCAAAAGCCAAAUUGUUCAGAGCCCUUUUUUAAUGAAAGCGAAGAAAUUAUCCAAAACUAAAAUAAACCAGGAUUUAUUGACGUUCAGUCCUAUUGGACAAAAAAUUGAUCUUACCCAAACAAAUCCUUGGUGUCUUAAUAUUUACAGUUUUAUAAAUCCAGUGCAAAUACAUUGUAAGCAGCACUCAAAGGGAAAGAUUUUGAAAGUUGCAAAGUCCAAGUUACCAACUUGUUUCCCUGUUUAUAAACAUGCGACUUAAUGGUUGAAUCUAGCCAAUUUUAUACAAAUCUCCUAUAAAAUGUUUUUAAUUCUGUGAACAAUCAAGACAGCACCUGAUGCUUGAGAAUUCUACAUAAUCAAUUAAAUUCACGACUGAAGCACCAAUGAAUUGAGAUGAGUGAUUAAUAUCAAGUAGAUGUAUAUCAAAUUUGCCUGCAUUGUUACUGCCACGUUAGAACUGAGAAGUAUUUAAAUGGCUCACUAGGAAUGCAGUGGUCUUUCUACUGGUCCUGUUAGUCACACGUUGUAUCAUGCAAAUAUUGCACGACGGUGAUCCUAUCAAGGGCGGUGAAUCAAACUUCAGGUUCAAAGUCCUCUGAACUUGGUGCCAAUACAAUGAUUCUGUCGGAGGUUGUAAAGGAGAAAUAAACCUAAAAACAAGUCAUCUCAACUCCCAACUUUUCGUUUCCCUUGAUAGGACAGGACCACUCAAACAAAUGAAUAUCUUGCAUUGUGUCAAAUGCCCCAGAAGAACAACAAAUGAAUUUUGAAAUAAUGUCCAUCCGCUGUGAAGAAAUUAAAAUCCAUUUCAUGUUUGUGAUUAUAUCUGUAUGUGGGCUCUGUAAUUAUAAGGUUAGAGAGAGCCACAGCUAACAUGUAGACUUUACUAAUAAAGAAGUCCGUGAUUUCAUAUUCAAGAGAA